AUGGCAAACAGCCAGCGUGAAGACAACACGAUAUACUUAACGGAGAAAGAGGCGGAGCGGAUACAGAAGACAGUCAAAGAACGAUUAGAAAAGUGCAAGGAGCAAAGCGGAAAUGUAAAGGCUCCGAGGGACAAGCUAGCUGCUCACCAGCAGGCCACGGGCGCAGCUCUCAUGGCAGACAUGGGAGGUGCACCGGAUCCGGAUAUGAUGCAAACCCAAGGCAAGACUUCAACUACGAUCCCUGUCAUUGGCGUAGGCCAGCCAUAUCCUCCAUGCACGACGCCACUGUCAGAUUUGAAGCCGAUGAAAAUGGCAGAUCUGAAGAUGGAGACGCAUCACCGAGGCUACAAACUGGUUGUAAAGCGAGAGAGCCCAGUAGUUACACUCGUCGCGAGGUCGUGGACUAUGGUUCAGGAUGAGGACGGAAGCGAUGCAGAACGUCUGGAGAUAUUGCUGCACAAAACACGGUACAGCGAAGAUGUGUUGGAGUCCACAAAGCAGUUCAUUAUCAAAGAGCCUUACUUUACCCUCACUGAACAGGGAGAGCCUACUCUUCGAAUCGAUCAUCCCUCUGACCUAGUCAUCUGCCACGAAGAGGGCACCAAAGAUUGGGCUGAUGCAGCGGCAGCGGAGAAGGCAGCUACACGCUUCAAAACUCAGGGCAACAACGCACUUAAGAAGCAGGAUCUCCCACUAGCCCACGAGAAGUACACCACAGGCCUGGCGAUCGCAAAGCAGGACAUCGUCGCAGGAGAGAAUCCCGAUCUAGCGCGCGACAUUUUUCGGAAUCGUGCUUAUGUCAACCUGCUACUAGGUCGGCUAGACGAAGUGAAGACUGACGCACGAGCUUCACUAACCGGAAGAGACGAUCAGAAAUCAAAGGAACUAGAUAGCAAAGCUUACUACCGCGCUGGGUCAGCCUCGUACAACCAGAGCCGCUGGCAGGAAGCCAAACGUUUUUUCCAAGAAGCACAGAAGCUCACCCCGGACGACAAGGACGCCAAAGUACAACUAAAGAAGAUUGAAGCGCGUCUACGCGAGGAAGAAGCAGGAGGCUACAAUCUAAUGAAGAUCAGGACCGGUCUCUCAAAAGCCCGAUCAAGAGUUGACGCUGGAAACUUUAUCAAAAACACUGUAGUCAAAGACAGCCCAGGAAAGGGCCGCGGACUAUACGCUACCCGUGACCUCGCCCCUGGCGAGACUGUCAUGUGCGAAAAGGCCUUUUGCGUAGUAUGGGGUCACGAAGAAGACACUCUUACAGCUAUGACGUAUGACAUCCGCGACGACCGUAUUCGCGUCGCACCCGUCGGUCUCGCAAAAGCGCUCGUUCAGAAAUGUCUCAACCAGCCAUCUCAAACUGAAGACCUAAUGGAUCUCUUCGGUGACUAUCAAGGCGAAGGCAGCGAUGUAUACUCAAACGAGGAUGGCCCCGUCGUAGACAUCUUCCGGGUCCACGACAUCAUGUCGCGCAACGCCUUCGGGCCUGGAAGUCAGUUUGGAGAAGAGAGCGCGAGAAAUGCUAGUACAGGUCUUUGGCGUCACGCUGCAUAUAUCAACCACUCCUGUCUCGCCAACACAACAAAGGAGUUUGCGGGCGACAUGAUCAUCAUCCGCGCUACGGAGCCUAUUAAAGCUGGCGAGGAAAUUUUCCACCCCUACGAUGCUUCGCUUGACUAUGAAACGAGACAAGGGUUCCUGGAAAGGACAUGGGGUUUCAGAUGUGUAUGUAAGCUUUGUGAUGCGGAGAAAGAGGAUGGACAGGAGAUCAGGGAUAAGAGGAUGGAGCUGAUGGGCGAAGCGGAUGCUUUUAUCGACAAGACGCCUUGGGCUGGCGCGAAGAGAGUGGUACUUAGGAAGGCGGCUAAUAUUUUGAAGAGUCUUGAUGCGACGUAUGAUGAGGGAAGGUGGGAGGGGCUGCCUAGGAGACAUACGGAGGGAAUCAAAGCGUGGCUGGUGAAGGCUAGUCCGCGGUAA
This is a messenger RNA of Alternaria postmessia, 1974 nucleotides long. RefSeq lists its product as uncharacterized. Lineage: Eukaryota; Fungi; Ascomycota; Dothideomycetes; Pleosporales; Pleosporaceae. The transcript has a single exon. The coding region runs from base 1 to 1974 and encodes 657 amino acids. Gene Ontology annotation, molecular function: protein binding. The record is from RefSeq and is a predicted model, not a curated record.